GAGCGUGUGUGUGCUGCUCGCGCGUGAGGGUUGGAGCGAAAACGCGUGAGCGAGGCGACCAGCUAGAAUUCCACUCAGUUAGAGAGGAAGGUGCUGCCACUUUGUAAUGGACGCCAAUAAAGGUAAAGGGGAUCAAGGGAUGCAAAAUCCCAGUGGGCAGAUGGACAGACCUGUCAGCUUCCACUUCUUGGAAAGCAUGCUUCCCAAAGCAGUGAAGAGGCGAGUGCACGCCUUGAAAAGGCUGCAGGUGCAGUGUGCCAACAUAGAGGCCAAAUUUUAUGAGGAGGUUCAUGACCUUGAGAGGAAAUAUUCUGCCCUCUAUCAGCCACUGUUUGAUAAGAGACGAGACAUUGUCACAGGAACAGUAGAACCCACAGAUGAGGAGUGUGAGUGGCAUAGUGACAGAGAAGAAGAGGAGGAGCUAGCUGAAGAAGUUAAGGAAAAAGCUGCUAUUGAGGAUGCAAAGAAGGAAGAAGCCACACCAGAAGAAGACCCAAAAGGCAUCCCUGAGUUCUGGCUCACCAUAUUUAAAAGUGUGGACAUGCUCAGUGACAUGCUUCAGGAGCAUGAUGAGCCCAUCCUAAAGCAUCUUAAAGAUAUUCAAGUCAAGUUUUCUGAGCCAGGACAGCCGAUGAGUUUUACAUUAGAGUUCCACUUUGAGCCCAAUGGUUACUUCAACAAUGCUGUCCUCACUAAAGUCUACAAGAUGAAGUCAGAGCCUGAUGCCUCAGAUCCUUUCUCAUUUGAGGGUCCAGAGAUCAUUGACUGUGAAGGCUGUCAGAUAGAUUGGCACAAGGGGAAGGACGUGACAGUGAAAACUAUAAAGAAGAAGCAGAAGCAUAAAGGCCGUGGCACGGUCCGCACUGUUACCAAACAGGUUCCCAACGACUCUUUCUUCAACUUCUUUAACCCUGUCAAAGCUUCACCAGAUGGAGAGAUGGAUGAGGACUCUGAGUUCACCCUAGCCACAGACUUUGAGAUCGGUCAUUUCUUCCGCGAGAGAAUAGUUCCAAGAGCAGUUCUGUACUUCACCGGAGAGGCUCUGGAAGAUGACGAGAGCUUUGAAGAGGAGGAGCUGGAAGAGGGAGACGAAGAGGAGCAAGACGAGGAGGGCGAUGAGGACGAGGAUGACGACGGAGACUUUGAUCCCAAGGCAUAAUCAAAUCAUUCUCACUCCAUGCAUUUCUAGAAAGAACAACCCCAGCCUGCCGAAUGCAAACAGCAGUAACCAUGGUGAUGAUCAGGGGACAUGGAGACCUGCUGUCCAUCAAAUCAAUUCUUAGCCACUCAGCAAGUCCUCCUACUCUUGCAGGCUCUGCCCUUUUAUGAACUCUCAUCUGAACGCAAUAGAACGCAAACAACUGCGUUUUUACAAUGUGCAUGACUUAUUUUUCUUUUGUCUUGCGCCCAUUUCACCCCUUUAAUUUGGCUUCAUUCGAACAUAAAGCGGAAGUGACUUGACUCUAAUGUAAUAACAUGGCAUCGCAUAGGAACAGUCUUCCUCUUUGGGAAGGUGGAGUAGGGAACUACUGCCAAGAACCUCAGAGCAAGCGCCAUCUUAUGGAAAAAGAUAGGAAAGGAAUGGAUCCCAACUUUAGUUUUCAUGAAAAUAAAUCAGUUACUCAGGGUUUUUUAAUGCCAACAAAAUAAGUGUUAGUUUACCAGGAUACUGCUGAACAAGUUAAACUUAAUCAUUCACUGGGGUUGCUGAAGUUAUUAUUUUUUUCUUUUUGCUUUUGGUGUUUUUUAAGAGACAUACAUUUACUUUUUUAAAUGUUCAUUUUCAUGUCAUUGGACUAUUUAUUCUGGUGUCAUGCAGCUGUAUGAAGUGGUGCAUCUUGGGAAGCUGCAGUUUUAGGCUCAUUCUCAUCAGCUCAAAUCAUUUGGGCUUAGCAGGUCAACAAAACGUGAAUACUGCCAAGUCGUGUUUUUUAUUAUCAAAACACAUUUGAGAUAUUAUAUGAUUGCGUUGUGCAUUAAUACUGCUCAUUUCUGCCCAGGUGUAUUGGGCGUAAGCAUUUAAACUGAGCACUUGACUGGACACAUGUAACACAGAUUUCAUGACAGGCAUGUACAGAGGGACAUAAUGUGAUUGCACCUCAAACUUGUCAUAUUACUCUACCCUGUUUGCCCCUAAUAUAUGCUAUUUCAACAUGUUUUAACAAAGAUAUCAAAAACUCUCCUCUUUGUUAGUCACAUGUAGUUCAUACGGUGAAUAUUUCCCUUAAAGAUGAUAGAUUUAAGCAGACAUCGUGGCCGUCCCUUAACCUUUUGUAGUUGUUUAUAAGAGAUGACAUCUUGGUAUUUAUCUGGUUCAUAACAGUAUUAUUGAGACUCAGCGGUGGUUACCGGGGGUUACAGGAAGUUUGGAUCAGUUGAUCAUAUGGAAGAUUUAAGUCUUUGUCACUAACUCUGAUGCCAAGAAGCCAAAAUAAUUGAAGAAACAAACGUCCUCUGUUAAUAAAUUGUUUGCCAAUUCAUUAACACAAUGUAAUGUAUUUCAACAUUUAAAGUUGUUUAUGAAUAUCUAAGUAUUUCUGUUAUUGUCUAAUGAUUCCGUGGAAUGUCUGUGGAAAACAAAUGGAAGAGGUUGCCAAUGUGUUUUUUACUGCACUUGGAUUUUGGUUGGACACAUUUGCCUGGUGACUGGUCAUCUAAAGCAGUGACCGAUGUAAUGCCCACCCUUUUCUCUCUUUUUAAAAAGAACGAUUGUAGAUCUUGUUGGACAGAUCUCUCAGAGCCACGGUUGACAUUGUCAAAUCUACCACAUUGGACCGUGUGCUAGCAAUGGCCUUAACUGGUUCUUAUUCACAAUUUGUUACUUGCGCAAUAUUUCUUUUCAAUUUGUACAGAGUUAGGUAAGAUAUUCUAUUAAAGUUGUGCAACAUGGAAAUGUU
Messenger RNA from Sphaeramia orbicularis (orbiculate cardinalfish), 2897 nucleotides. It is a transcript of the gene nap1l4a, whose product is annotated as nucleosome assembly protein 1-like 4a. Gene Ontology annotation, biological process: nucleosome assembly. The record is from RefSeq and is a predicted model, not a curated record. Bases 107 to 1159 code for a protein of 350 amino acids. The transcript has 15 exons. Gene Ontology annotation, cellular component: nucleus. Lineage: Eukaryota; Metazoa; Chordata; Actinopteri; Kurtiformes; Apogonidae.